Camarhynchus parvulus is the source of this 1094-nucleotide messenger RNA. RefSeq names its product growth factor, augmenter of liver regeneration (gene GFER). Gene Ontology annotation, molecular function: flavin-dependent sulfhydryl oxidase activity; flavin adenine dinucleotide binding. NCBI's taxonomy places the organism in Eukaryota, Metazoa, Chordata, Aves, Passeriformes, Thraupidae. Gene Ontology annotation, biological process: liver development. Gene Ontology annotation, cellular component: mitochondrion. The coding region runs from base 5 to 553 and encodes 182 amino acids. The record is from RefSeq and is a predicted model, not a curated record. The transcript has 3 exons.
CAUCAUGGCGGCGCCCAGCGAGGGCCGUGCGGGUCGGGGCUACGAGCCCUUCCCGGGCACCGACAGCGGCUCCUUCUCCUUCGCCGUCCCGCAGGGUGAGGCGGAAGAGACACCCAAGAAGCCAUGCCGAGCCUGCAUGGAUUUCAAGAGCUGGUUCCGCGACCAGAGGAAGCAGAGGGCCCCGGGCACCGCGGAGGCGAAGGAGCCCCCUCGGGACUGUCCCCUGGACAGCGAGCAGCUGGGCCGCAGCACCUGGGCCUUCCUGCACACCAUGGCUGCCUACUACCCCGACCGGCCCUCCGGCACGCAGCAGAAGGAGAUGAGGGACUUCAUCAACCUCUUCUCCAAGUUCUACCCCUGCAAGCACUGCGCAGAGGACCUGAGGGAGAGGUUACGGACAAACCAACCCGACACGAGCACCAGGAGAAACUUCUCCCGGUGGCUGUGUCUGCUCCACAAUGAAGUGAACAGGAAGCUGGGCAAGUCGGAAUUCGACUGCUCCCGUGUGGAUGAGCGCUGGAGGGAUGGCUGGAAGGAUGGGAGCUGUGAUUAACCCCCAGGGAUUGCUCUGGGAAUCGAGCAGAGCAGUGCAGUCCCUGUGGAGUUGCUGCAGGGACAGAGGGAGUCAAUAACUCUUGUUUGUGUGGGACUGAUUCAGAGCUGAACCAAUGCCAAAAGGAGAAUUGAAAAUCUUAGUCCAAUGAUAUUUCGAUAAGUAAUGGUACCUGAGGGGUUGAGGCUGCCAGAAACUGCUGAGAUUGGGUCACUGACAAACUCAUUUCAUGAUGACAUUUCCUGAUUUUGGGGGCAUUUGCUUAUUUCUGUGGCUAGAGUUAAUUUUCCCUGACCACGGUGGUGUUCUCCAACUCAUUGUCUGAUGUUUUAGAAAAUGCAUCUGAUUAAUUGUCACUUUCAUUUCUGUUGUUCUGAUAGAGAAAACUCAUGCUGGGUUUGUGCCAAGUCUGCACCCCUGGAUUUCUCUUUCCAGCAUUUCCAACAUUUGUUGUUAGUCUUGUGUCCAGUUCCUUUGGUAAAAGUCCUGAGGGCAGGUACAUUUAAUUUAAACGCUAAAAUAUGGAGCUCAGAUUUAUCAA